This is a messenger RNA of Naegleria gruberi, 1958 nucleotides long. RefSeq names its product arfGTPase-activating protein. The transcript has 2 exons. Gene Ontology annotation, molecular function: GTPase activator activity. Bases 1 to 1914 code for a protein of 637 amino acids. The record is from RefSeq and is a predicted model, not a curated record. NCBI's taxonomy places the organism in Eukaryota, Heterolobosea, Eutetramitea, Acrasida, Naegleriidae.
AUGACUUCAAAACUCUUAGAAGAAAGAUAUCGUGAAGCACUCAGAGAAUUGUCCGUCUCCUCCCGAGACAAUAUGAUGUGUGUUGAUUGUAUGAGCAAGAAGAAGACCUCCUUCAUUGUUCUCCAAUUUCAAAGUUAUAUUUGUGAGAUGUGUGCCGAUGUACAUCGAACAUAUGGUCAUCGUGGAGUAAAACAAAUUGGAUUAUCCAAUGUUACUAAAGAAGAGGUUGAAGAGAUGAGACAAGGUGGUAAUCAAAAGGUUAAAGCCGCUUGGUAUGGUGGAAAUUAUGAUCAAAUUGUUCGUCCAAAUCCUGAAACAUGUGCCUCCGAUAAGGAAUUUAAAGAAAAGGCUAAAGAACACAUCAAGAAGGUUUAUAUUCAAAGACUUUAUAAGACUGGUGGUGGUUCUACUCCUGGAAAUGUUGGUAAUUCCAAUACAACCACUACUACUAAUACAAAUCAACAAUCUUCGACUCCUAUCGGAUCAAAUAAUAAUAAUCAACAAAUGCCAUACAAUAACGUUCAAUACAAUAAUGGAGGCAUUGAUACUAGAACAAGAGGUGCUAGUUUGAAUACUACACAAUAUGCUAAUUUGAAGACAACCAAUUCAGCUUCAAUUAUUCAAUCAUCAAAUAUUAGUGGUUGGUUGGUAAUGCAACAACCACAACAACAACAACCAAUGAUGAAUCAACAACCACCACAACAACAAUAUGGUCAACCACAAAUGAUGAAUCAACCACAAUAUGGUAAUAACAAUAAUUAUCCACCAAAUAAUAAUUAUAAUAAUAAUUACAAUAAUAACUUUAAUCAAGGAAUGUCAUAUGGAAACAAUCAAAUGAUGAAUAAUAAUGGUGGUUAUGGUGGUUAUAACAAUAAUAACAUGAUGAAUCAACAACAACCAAUGAUGAACAAUGGUUAUAACAAUAAUUAUGGAUACAACAAUAAUGGCAUGAUGAAUCAACAACAACCAAUGAUGAACAACAAUAAUGGUAUGAUGAAUCAAAAUUAUGGUUAUGGUCAACAACCACAACAAUAUAACAACAUGAACAAUAACUAUAAUAACAAUAUGGGUUAUGGUCAACCACAAGGAAUGCAAUACGGAAACAACAAUCAACAACCAAUGAUGAAUAACAGUAGACCACAAAUUUCCUCUCCACCACAAACUCCACCUGUUAAUAAUAAUAAUAACAACAACUAUGGAAUGACACCAACCAAUGUAAAUAUUAGUCCAAGACAACCAUCCCAACCAUCCAUGCCUAUCAAUCCUAUGGGAUACAAUAAUCAAUAUGGUACUCCAAUGACUCCAAGUCAACCACCUCAAUCUACUAUUACUCCUGUCAAUCCAUACGUUGGCACUUCACCAAGAAGUAAUAACAUUCCAACUCCACCUCCAACCAAUCUUAAUGUUGUUUCUCCAUCAAGAAGUGCAAGCAUGCCUCCAAAGUCAACUCCUCCAUCAUUUGGUUCAACAAGUACCAUUAAUCAACCUCCUACUUCUGUUCCACCAAGACAACCAUCCCAACCAGUUAGAACUCCAUCAAUGGCUUCAUCAACAAUAUCAGUUCCAAGAAAAGAGGGUAAUAAUGAUAGUUUGUCAAACCAAUUCAACAACAUGUCUCUUUCAUCAUCAACCAAGCCAGUCACCACUUCAACAGUUCCAAAGAGUACUCCACCAUCUACUGCUACCACUUCCACUUCCACAACAGGUCAAAAGCCACCUGUAGGAGUUACUAGUGGUGCUGGUCUUCUUGUUGGUUCAACUAAAAAGAUUGAUUCUUCAGAAUUUGAAAAGGCAACCACAACUGGUGUACAUAUGGACGAUCUUCGUGGUAAUGCCAGUAAGGACAAUACUAAAUUCAAGGAAAUCAAUCCAAACAGAGUCAUUCCAUUGAAGCAAACUACUGAAUGGCAAUAAUUGAGAUGUGUAAAUAAUUAAACCACCCAACAAUUGUUUUAUUU